GAUGAUUGCUGCACAUGUGCAAGCCAACUCAACCGCCAUCUAUUGGCGAAUCGGAGAAACCGGCGAACCCUUGAAAAAUUUUCCCCAAAACUAUCAAUAUUGGCCUCAGUCUCCUGUGUAUUGUCACCAAAAUGCACAGAAGGAUUUCGUAGUUAGUGUCCCUUGUCCCACUAAUGUUUGAGGUGAUUUUGACGCGGUCUGACUCGAAAAUCGGCGUGAUAUUGUGUUAUCCCGGAAGUUGGGCGUUACAUUGGAAAUUGCACAGCCCACAUUCAGCGUGUAUGGUGUUUGUUGUUGCCUAGGAAACGGCGCCGUAAUCCGGCUGUAGGAGAGGGCGUUUUUUAAAGAAACCUUUUUUUUUUAAUCGGUCAAGCGAGGGCGCUCCCGCGACAGAACCUUCCAAGAUGGGGAAGAUGCUAUCGAAGAUUUUCGGCACGAAAGAGAUGCGUAUUCUCAUGUUGGGGCUGGACGCAUCUGGAAAGACGACCAUUUUGUACAAAUUAAAACUGGGUCAGUCAGUCACCACGAUACCAACGGUUGGCUUCAACGUAGAGACGGUGUCAUUUAAGAAGACAAAGUUCAACGUUUGGGACGUAGGUGGCCAAGACAAGAUCCGACCUCUCUGGCGGCAUUACUACACGGGAACGCAGGGUCUUAUUUUCGUAGUGGACUGCGCCGACAGGGACAGGAUAGACGAGGCGAGACAAGAGCUUCACCGGAUAAUCAACGACAGGGAAAUGAAGGACGCGGUCAUCUUAAUAUUUGCUAACAAGCAAGAUUUACCCGACGCGAUGAGGCCACACGAGAUCCAGGAGAAACUCGGUCUAACGAGGAUCCGCGACCGCAACUGGUUCGUCCAGCCGUCCUGCGCGACGUCGGGCGACGGCCUCUUUGAGGGACUCACAUGGUUGUCGUCAAACGCCAAAAAUUAACGGAUCCUAUCCCUUCCUGUUUUCUACUUUAUGUAUGUAUGUAUGUACCUACCUACCAGUCUUAUGGGUCCACCUUUUGUUUCCUUUUUCCUUUUGGUUUCACAUGCAUUUUUGGUGACUUCAAACUACCAGGAUGUGGCUUUUCUGGGGGAGGGCGGGGCAUUAGGGCGUGGUUUGGGGCGUGGCACCCGUUGCUUUGGAAGCCAUUACAGGACCCUCCCCACUGCAGGUGUAAAUUUAGAUGUAGACAGGUGGAAUUCUAGUUCAUGCGUUUCCUCUUUGUCGAGCGGGGCUGCGAAUAUUCGCCAGAAAGUUUUGCAUGCGCUUUGAAACGGAAGGUCAUCGAACGCACGCUCCUGUUGGCUGUUGAGCAGUGACUGCCGACAUCUCACAUGUAAGACUAAGGCCAGUAUCGGUUUGUGUUGCUCAAGGACACUUUUCUUUAGAAGGAAUGCAACUGUGCCCGACUGAAGGCAGCUAAGCCGACGUUUAAAAGUGGGAUGUUUAUGUUUCUGUAAAGGGCGGAUGGAAACUGCUGCAAGGGAAGUACGUUCAGCGUGUACACCGUUCACAACAUACUAUCCACCAGAUUGUUUGCACUUGUUAACCCUAACCCUGCCGGACAGCAGACACUGCAAAGUCUUGCUCAGCGAGCUGGUCCUGUUGAACAAUGCCACUGUUGGAUCUUGUGGUGACUGGUAACCACAGACUCCCAGGCCGUUUGGUCUUGGGGAGAGUUGACCUGUUGAAUCUUGUUACACUGGGCAGGCAAGCUACUAUGACAAAGGACCCAGACUGAUUUGUCUGGCAGGGUUUUGAGCCAAAACACCCCGGAGGGAUAGGUUAACUUUCUUGUGCCAGAAACAGAAUGUGGUGUGAACAUUCAAAAAGCAAAUUCUUGUUAGAUGAUAGCAGCUAUAAUGUCCCCAAAAGAUAUGUAUACCUCUGUACGUCAGGACAUCAUUGCAAAGUGACCACAUCUAUGCUGUGGAAGAGAUAGCUCGAAACCUGUCGAAAGAGUCUUGACCGGUCCUUUAACCCCUUUGCUACGGAGGACUGCUACUACCGCACCGUUGUGCGAGGAUUAGUGCACACCACACAUACAGUCU
Messenger RNA from Acanthaster planci (crown-of-thorns starfish), 2041 nucleotides. RefSeq names its product ADP-ribosylation factor 6. NCBI's taxonomy places the organism in Eukaryota, Metazoa, Echinodermata, Asteroidea, Valvatida, Acanthasteridae. Gene Ontology annotation, molecular function: GTP binding; GTPase activity. The record is from RefSeq and is a predicted model, not a curated record.